AUGGGUUUGGAAGGAAGUGGUAAAACAUCGUUAAUUAAUAAUCUAUGUGGAACAUCAUAUCCUGCAGGGACGAAUCGAUAUGGUUAUAGAAUAGGUGAUGAUCAAAGAGGAUCUUUUAGGACAAUUUCUCCAGCUUGUGAAAUUAUUCUUUAUGAUACGAAUGGUUUAAAAAUCAAUGAGCCAGGUAAAUGGCAUGAACAUCUUAAAAGUACACUUGAAAUCAAUGGCGUUAUUUUUUUUAUUGAUGGCCAUGAUAAACGAUGCAGUUUACAUGGUGAUUUACCACGAUUAAUUGAAUACUGUCGAAAUUUAGAGUUACCGAUACUAUAUCUAUUCCGAUCAGACGUAGUUGAUUGGUUCGAUGAAGAAUGUACUCAUGAAAAUUUGGUUAAUGCUAAAAAAAUAGAAAAGAAGGAUCAUGGAAAUGAUAUUGCGUACUACUCUCAAAAAGACAAAAAUCGUUUAAAACAAGUUAUUGCUGAUCGAUUUGCUCUUGCUACGACAGCUAAAGCACUCAUUGAUCCUGUUCAGUUAGCAACAAAAAUACGAGAGAUGGAAAAUCGUCAUGAACAGGAGAUUAAGAAAUUGAAGGAUGAACAUCAACAAAUAAUCAAUGAAAAAGAAUCAUUUUAUAACAAUCUGGAACAGCUAUAUGAAAACAAUAAAAAACAUUUCGAACAUUUAAAACAAAAUCUAACUGAAACUCAAAAACUCUAUGAAGAACUUAAGAACAAGAAUGAAACAUUGUCUACUACAAAGAGAAGAUUACAGCAAGAGAUUGACGAAUUAAAACGAAAAAAGAACAACAGUCUACAAACUAUUAAAAGAACAAUGAAUUAUUUACGUAUAAACGUAAAUGAAGUUGCGAUGCCAAACAUACGUGAUGAUGGAAAACUACGUGUUAGAAGCAAAAAGCAUAAAUGCAAGAAACACAAAGCAUGGUUGCCUUUUAUGGGUGUUGGUAUCUCUAAUGACUAUGAUAUUCUUAGUGAGAGAAUCGCUGAACUUCUUAAUGGAAUUGUUAGUAAGUUAGAAGACGUAGAUGAUACAUAA
Molecule: messenger RNA, 1053 nt
Organism: Adineta steineri
Lineage: Eukaryota; Metazoa; Rotifera; Eurotatoria; Adinetida; Adinetidae
Source: the annotation of a GenBank genome assembly